Messenger RNA from Cylicocyclus nassatus, 723 nucleotides. NCBI's taxonomy places the organism in Eukaryota, Metazoa, Nematoda, Chromadorea, Rhabditida, Strongylidae. The record is from the annotation of a GenBank genome assembly.
AUGUCGUUGAUAUCCAUAAGAAAUCUCAAGUUUCAUUUGGAGUUGGAACAAAGGGCGGGCCGUGCGAGAAAACUCCUCAAACGUCGCUUGAGGGUUUGGGACGUUGGUCACAAAUUUAAUUGUGUGGCCAAAGCAGAUAUAGAUCAGUACAGUGAUGAAACGCUCAUGCCGGACAAGCUGUUCAGCUCAAUAGAACUUGAAUAUCGCGGUCACGAUCCGGAAGUGCUGAAGUCUUACACCAAAUUUCUUGAAGCAGUGUGCAUGCAUUUGAACAUCACCCGAGGGCGAUUUGAAGUUUUGCCGUACGUUCGAUGGAUUCAACCAGCACUGCGAUCGAAAUUCGUUCACAAGAAGUACAAAUUACAUUAUGAGACACGAACGCAUAUCACGAAGUUUGAGGUUCGGAAUCUCACCGGAAGCACUGCGAGUACAUUUUUGGAAUAUAUUGAACGUAAUAUUCCCGAAGGCGUUGGUAUGCGAAUUGGAUAUGUGGAAAUACAGCCCUUGCCCCCGACUGUCAAACCCAGUGCCAAAGACACCUAGAAUAAUGUAAAGCUCCAGCUCUGGAGAUUAGGCUCACUAGUGUAGAAUUUGCCAUAUCUUGUUACUGUUUUUCUGUUAUGAAACUCUUUUUUCAUGUCUAUUUUCUAAGCUCAUCUUCCUCCAUAAUUCUAUGUCGGAUGCAAUAUCAUAAAAAAUGUACAUAAACGAAUUUCAGUAAAA